ACUUCCUCGGGAGGCGGAAGUCUCUCCAGGUGGUUGCCCUGGUAGCGUGCGAGGCUGGUGAGUCUGAGCUGCUGCGGAUGGCGGCCUGGUUUCCAUGGUGGCGAGGUUAGGAACCAUCAUCUGCCUUACCCCAUGGCCAGGGGUGGCGACCAGGUGGCAGAGCAGCUAGGAACCCAAGGGCUGACCCUGGGGCCAGGCCCCCUACUCUCCCCGCCAUGGUCAAUGACCCAUCUGUACCUGCCUUACUGUGGGCCCAGGAAGUGGCCUACGUCUUGGCAGGCCGUGCCCGCAAGCUGCUGCUACAGUUUGGAGUUCUCUUCUGCACCAUCCUCCUCCUGCUCUGGGUGUCGGUGUUCCUCUAUGGCUCCUUCUACUAUUCCUACAUGCCAACAGUCAGCCACCUAAGCCCCGUGCAUUUCUACUACAGAACUGACUGUGAUUCCACCACCACCUCGCUCUGCUCCUUCCCUGUUGCCAAUGUCUCGCUGGCUAAGAGUGGACGUGAUCGGGUACUGAUGUACGGGCAGCCCUAUCGUAUUACCCUGGAACUUGAGCUACCGGAGUCCCCCGUGAAUCAGGACCUGGGCAUGUUCCUGGUCACCAUUUCUUGCUACACCAGAGGCGGCCGGAUCAUCUCUACUUCUUCACGCUCAGUGAUGCUCCAUUACCGCUCGGACCUGCUCCAGACGCUGGACACUCUGGUCUUCUCCAGCUUCCUGCUGUUGGGCUUUGCCGAGCAGAAGCAGCUUCUGGAGGUGGAGCUGUACUCGGACUACAGAGAGAACUCGUAUGUGCCGACAACUGGAGUGAUCAUCGAGGUCCACAGCAAGCGAAUCCAGCUGUACGGCGCCUACCUCCGCAUCCAUGCCCAUUUCACAGGGCUCAGGUACCUGCUGUACAACUUCCCCAUGACCUGUGCCUUCAUCGGCGUCGCCAGCAACUUCACCUUCCUCAGCGUCAUCGUACUCUUCAGUGGUCCUCGGCCUGAGGCCCCUCUCCCAGCCCUCCGUUCUGUCUCCAGUCCUGGGACUCACAGCUCCUGGAUGACUGCCUUCCACCUUCUGCCCCCCUUAAGAACCCAGGCGUCCUGA
Elephantulus edwardii (Cape elephant shrew) is the source of this 1091-nucleotide messenger RNA. It is a transcript of the gene BSCL2, whose product is annotated as Berardinelli-Seip congenital lipodystrophy 2 (seipin). The record is from RefSeq and is a predicted model, not a curated record. Gene Ontology annotation, cellular component: endoplasmic reticulum membrane. Gene Ontology annotation, biological process: lipid droplet organization; lipid storage. The transcript has 8 exons. Bases 216 to 1091 code for a protein of 291 amino acids. Lineage: Eukaryota; Metazoa; Chordata; Mammalia; Macroscelidea; Macroscelididae.